This is a messenger RNA of Ostrea edulis (European flat oyster), 2189 nucleotides long. RefSeq lists its product as uncharacterized. Lineage: Eukaryota; Metazoa; Mollusca; Bivalvia; Ostreida; Ostreidae. The transcript is spliced from 3 exons. The record is from RefSeq and is a predicted model, not a curated record. Bases 495 to 947 code for a protein of 150 amino acids.
AGCUUCGGCCCCUUGACACGUAAACUAGGGAUUGAUUGAUUGAUUUUUGCCGUAUCGAAAACGUAAACUAAGGAACGUGAAAUUGUUUUAAUGCACAAUUCCCAGCCGGAUAAAACACUACAGUCCUUACAUACACGGUUGUACGAGCUACAACAGGGAAUACCCUUUUACUGAAACCCACGAAUAUAAAAAAAAAAAAAAGGUUUCUUUAACUGUUUCUUAUAGAUACAAAAUAUUUUACAACAAAGAGAUCUGAUACUGAAUGGGCUCAAAAAGUAAUCUUACCCAUCGCACAUGUAUGAAAAUACUUGUUGAUUAUAAUCGUAUUUGUUUUCAUAAGUGCAAAAAAUAAUACCGCUGGUUUUGCGCUUUUCAGACACAGAAAACACACAUUUUAGCCUGACGAGACAACGAAAAUAUACGAGAUUUAUCACCAAUAUUUGAUAUUUAGAACGAGCACCUGUUUGUGUCCCAUAUCUUCAUUUCCUACACUCAUGGAUUUAAAAUGGCCUAUCCUCGCUUUGUUGGUGACCCUUGUGGUCUGUUCCUCUGAGCGGCUGCAAAAAGUAUCCUCUCUACAAUUCCUCGUCACUGUUAACACGACCUUCAAUGACUGCAUAGCGACCAUUAAGACCCCAUGGCUGAAGCCUGGUUCAAAGGGAGAGAAAAUCUACGUGGGAGGAUGUGACGAGGGGCCGCUGAAUGUCAGUGUUGGCCCCGAGGAAACGGACAGCAAUUCUAUGAUCGUUCACUUAACAUUUUAUUCGUCUGUGAUAAUUGAUGCAUCUCCUCCUUCGUGUGAAAUCCUCUUCACGGGUUCCUAUCUCGUGCCAACGGCCAAAGAAAUGGGGAUGUCCCUUCUUCCAAACUGCUUUACAGGAGAUUCCCGGGAGGGUUAUCACAUGACCUAUUAUUGGUUCAAAAUAUUCGACUGGAAAUUCGGAUGAAGAUGUUGUUUAUGAAUUUCUGGCAUAAAAAUAUUUGUCAUUCGCCUUUGAAAUGUUUUUUUCAAUACACGUCUAUCUGAUCUGGUCUGAUUAUUUCAUGAGGCUGAUCAACAUUUUCUCUCGUACUUUUACAAAAUUAGGUAGAUUCUUUGAAACACUAGUACUACUAUUGCGUAUAUCAAUGUAGAGUUGUAAUUGCAUUUGAAAUGAAAAGGUGAAGAUUUAAUCUCAAAACUCUUAUAAAGAAUACAAAUUUAAGAGUAAGUAUAGUCAUGGACACAUUAGAAGUGGAAUCAGGUGUCUAGGAGGAUUUGAAAUAGUUUUAAAAUAGAAAAGUGAGAGGGCCGAGUGGUUAGAGCAUCGCGCUCAAAGAAAAUAUGAAUAAGUUAAUGCACACCGGAGAGAAAAAGCACCGGAAUUUAUCUUUGAGAAUAUUCUAAAGUACUUAUAUAUUCGACUGAAAUAUGAUUUAUUUUUUCGUGGUGCAUUCCCUUGCAGUUCGUCGAUACAAAUUUUGUGUUACACAUAUUUGCACGAUAUCAAAUGAAAUAGAAUUUCUGCUCUUUAUCAAAAGGUAGGGGGAAAAAAGAAAUUUAUUAAACUUACUUGAUAAUUACCAAGUAGAAUUACUUGACAAUACAACAUAUCUUUGGAUCAAAUGCUGUGUUUCAUACCGAUUGUUAGGCCAUUCUUGGCACACUGAUUUUGACUACGGAUAACUCCGUUUACCUGAUCAAAAUAUAGGGCUCACGGCGGAUGUGACCGCUUGACAGGGGAUGCUUACUCUGCCAAGGCACCUGAUCCCACCUUUGGUAUAUCCAGGGAUCUGUACUUACCCAACUCUUUAUUUUUUAUUGGUUAUAGGAAUUAUGAGAUUGAUCACUGUUCGUAAUCUUCGCCUUUCAUCUGUUCUCUAAAAUCAUUUUGUAUUUGCAGUAUGUUCACUUGACUUUCCACUCGUCAGUGAUAGAAGAUGCCUCUCCCCCGUCAUGCAUUAUCCCCUUUAAUGGGACAUACCUUGUUCCCACGGCCAUCCAUCCUGGAAUGUCACUGCUCCCCAACUGUUUUGUUAUGGACUCAAGAGAGGGAUACCAUAUGACGUAUUACUGGUUCAAAAUCUUCGACUGGAACUUGGGAUGAGCACAUAUCGCAUACAGAAAGUGUUUCACGUGAUACGCUUACGCGCGUGAUUAUUAUAUAUUUGAUUGAUUAAAAGGUAUUUGUUUAUCAUACAUGUAGAUA